Sesamum indicum (sesame) is the source of this 2889-nucleotide messenger RNA. RefSeq names its product chloride channel E (gene CLC-E). Gene Ontology annotation, cellular component: chloroplast thylakoid membrane. Gene Ontology annotation, molecular function: chloride transmembrane transporter activity. Gene Ontology annotation, biological process: chloride transport; transmembrane transport. NCBI's taxonomy places the organism in Eukaryota, Viridiplantae, Streptophyta, Magnoliopsida, Lamiales, Pedaliaceae. The record is from RefSeq and is a predicted model, not a curated record.
CCACGUAUGUAGGACUAACGACCACCACCACUACUCAGUCUCACACCACAUUGACAAUUGAGUUUGGAUAAGGUGAAAUAGAUACUGAAACUCUUUGUUGCUUGCUGCCGCCACAUUCCAAUCACCACUUGCUACCGUUCCCCCGCCCCCGCCGUCUGCAGGUUUUCAUGCAUUUCCGGCCCAUCAAUAAUAUUGUUCACCAUCCUCAUCAUGUAUUAUAUGCCUCAUUAUCGCCUUCAUCAUUGCCUGAUACAUAUAGAAUGUUUACGUCUUCCUCCUCUUCUUCCACCGGAACCAUCACUGUGAAUUCUUCUUUUCUAUUAUAUCGCAACCAUUCCUCAUCCAACCGCCGGAGUUGUCAAUAUCCUUCUCGUAAUAGUAAACAUAAUUUUAAACAUCAUCUCUGUCGGGCAAAGGCAGAGCACCUUGAUGAUGAUGAUCCCCCUACCCAACCCCUCAUGAGCAUUUCAUCACUGCCACAACCUCCGGAACCUCCUCCCUCUUCUCCACAUCUUAAUGUUAUACAAAAGCAACAAGAACCAGCUAUCAUCAUCCCUGGCGCUCCCGAUGCUGCUGCUGCUGCGGAUGAUGAUGAUCAAUCGCCACAACUGCUACAAUUAGCCAACUCUCCCAUUUUAUCAGCUUGUUUAAUUGGCCUCUUCACCGGGCUUGCUGUUGUGCUUUUCAAUUACACGGUACAUGAAAUACGUGACUUGAGCUGGGGUGAAAUCCCAAAUCUAGGUGCCUCAUGGUUAAGGGAGGAAUCCAUUGAAGCAAAGUGGAGGCGUGUAAUCUUAGUUCCUGCUUCUGGAGGGCUGGUAGUUAGUCUGAUAAACAUGAUUCGAACUGCUGUGGAGGAUGAUUCAGCAGAUGGAACUGUGCUAUUCAACAUCAAAUCCACACUAAAACCAAUUUUGAAAACUGUGGCUGCUUGUGUCACCUUAGGAACGGGGAAUUCAUUGGGACCAGAAGGCCCAAGUGUUGAGAUUGGUGUCUCCGUAGCUAAAGGAGUAUGUAAAGUUCUCGAUAAAGGAGCUCGAAGAAAGCUAUCACUCAGGGCUGCAGGGUCAGCUGCUGGAAUUUCUUCGGGAUUUAAUGCUGCUGUGGCUGGUUGUUUUUUUGCGGUGGAGUCAGUCCUGUGGCCUUCACCUGCAGAAUCAUCCUUAUCCUUGACAAAUACAACUUCAAUGGUCAUCCUGAGUGCUGUAAUAGCUUCUGUCAUGUCAGAAAUUGGUUUGGGCUCUGAACCAGCUUUUGCUGUUCCAGUCUAUGAUUUUCGUUCUCCAAGUGAACUGCCACUCUAUCUUUUGCUGGGUGUACUAUGUGGCUUGGUUUCAGUUGGUUUAUCUAAGUCGACAUCUUUCAUGUUGGUUGUCUUUGAUGGCAUUCAAAGAGUUGGGAUACCAAGAGCAGUAUUUCCCAUACUUGGUGGUUUGUCUGUUGGACUUAUAGCUUUGGCAUAUCCUGAGAUUCUUUACUGGGGAUUUCAGAAUGUUGACACUCUGUUGGAGUCUCAACCUUUUGCAAACAACCUUUCUGCGGAUCUGUUGCUUCAGCUGGUGGCUGUGAAAAUUGUAGCAACUUCCUUAUGUCGAGCUUCUGGAUUAGUGGGUGGUUACUAUGCACCUUCUUUAUUUAUUGGUGGUGCUACAGGUAUGGCAUAUGGGAAAAUUGUUGGUCAUUUGAUUUCUGAAUCCAAUCCAAUCUUCCAUCUUUCGAUCUUGGAAGUUGCUUCACCUCAAGCAUAUGGCCUGGUUGGCAUGGCUGCUACUCUAGCAGGGGUAUGCCAGGUACCCCUUACUGCAGUUUUGCUUCUCUUUGAACUAACACAGGAUUAUCGAAUUGUUCUGCCACUGUUGGGAGCUGUGGGGCUCUCUUCAUGGAUUACAUCUGACAAGACAAGGAAAAGGUCCAUUGAUGACACCAGAGAACUGAAAAAUGGAAAUAAUGCUAUAGCAACUUCAAGAGGAAGAUAUUCUUAUGACUUGAGAGUUAAUUCUACUUCUUCUGAUACCAACGAACUGAAUGGAAAUAGUAUUUGUGAACUUGAGAGUUCACUCUGUCUGAAUGACUCUGAUGAUGAUGCAGAUUACUUGGCAAAUAAAAUUCUGGUUUCAGAGGCCAUGAAAACAAAAUAUGUCAAGGCGCUGAUGAGCACUUCUCUGACAGAUGUUGUGUCGCUCAUGCUGGAAGAGAAGCAGUCUUGCGCAGUAAUAGUUGAUGACAACAAUCAACUCGUUGGUCAGCUAACCAUUAGUGACAUUCAGCAGUUCAUUGAGUUGUCCAGGGCAAAAGGCAGGAAAACUCAGGUGCUUAGGGUAUCUGAACUAUGUUCAUCUUUUGGUGCAAGAUGUUCAGUAUCUUGGAUAGCGACUCCGAAUAUGAGUCUCUUUUCUGCCAGGUCUCUGAUGAAUAGACAUGGAAUAUGCCAACUACCUGUUAUCACGGAGGAUGCGAAUUGUGGAGGCUGUCCAGUUGGUCUCUUGGACAGAGAGUCCAUUGAUCUUGCUUGCAGAGCAUAUGCAGUUCGGGAGGGCCUCAAUUGGUGUUUGACGCGGGAAAAUUUCAAGAGUUGACACAGAUGGCAAUAUACUUAUCAUUAGUUGGUGCCCAACGAGGAAUUUACUAAUAGCUUUGUGUACAUUCAUUUUCAGUGCCAUAAUUGAAUCAUCGAAGUGGCACUCAGUUCUCGGAUGCACCAUUACAGACUUGUUACGAUGUGACAACAUACUAGAAAAAAAAUUGAUCGUGUAUAUAUUGCCUCUGUCACAUGCAAGCUAAUAUUGUCUUUCACCAACUGAAGUACACAAAAGCUAACAUCUUGUGAAUGUGAACGCUAUGUAACUGUGUCAGAUUGUCAGAAUACCCUGAAUACUUUUGCUUGUUUGA